Molecule: messenger RNA, 1486 nt
Organism: Otolemur garnettii (small-eared galago)
Lineage: Eukaryota; Metazoa; Chordata; Mammalia; Primates; Galagidae
Gene: RAB20
Product: RAB20, member RAS oncogene family
Exons: 2
Coding region: 294-998 (234 amino acids)
Biological process (GO): intracellular protein transport
Cellular component (GO): endomembrane system
Molecular function (GO): GTP binding; GTPase activity
Source: RefSeq, a predicted model, not a curated record
CGUGGGCUCUCGGCUGGGUCUCAGCUCCUGCUCCCGCGCCGAGACGCGCUUCCUCUCUUGCUUCCCCAGGAGUACAGAGAGGAAGGUCCCUGCGAGUUCACGAGAGUUCGGGGUCACUGCUAGCCUUGGGUCUACGGCCACACCAACCCGAACGCGUCCGAUCUCAUCCGAGAGUCCGGGAUCCGAGCGAUCUCGGGGUCAGCAGCCCGCUCCCACAGCUGCGCCCGGGGCGCACGAGCGGGCCAGCCACGGGCAGGGGCCGCGGGGCACAGGAGGGGGCUGCCUGCGGGAACAUGCGGAAGCCCGACGGGAAGAUCGUGCUGCUGGGAGACAUGAACGUGGGCAAGACGUCGCUGCUGCAGAGGUACAUGGAGCGGCGCUUCCCGGACACGGUCAGCACGGUGGGCGGCGCCUUCUACCUGAAGCAGUGGCGGUCGUACAACAUCUCCAUCUGGGACACCGCAGGGCGAGAGCAGUUCCAUGGCCUGGGCUCGAUGUACUGCCGGGGUGCGGUCGCUGUCAUCCUCACCUAUGAUGUGAGCCACCCACAGAGCCUGGCUGAGCUGGAGGACAGGUUCCUCGGCCUCACAGACACAGCCAGCAAGGACUGCCUCUUCGCCAUCGUGGGGAACAAGGUGGACCUCACCGAGGAGGGGGCCCCGGAGGGCCGGGAGGGGGAAGGGUGCAGCCCUAGGCAGGCCGGUGGUGGCCCUACCUCCCCCAGGGUGCCCAAGCAGGUGCGACUGGAGGACGCCAUGGCCUUUUAUAAGAAAAUCCUCAAGUAUAAGACGCUGGAUGAGAAGAACGUACCAGCCGCUGAACAAAUGUGCUUCGAGACCAGCGCCAAGACGGGGCACAACGUGGACCUCCUGUUUGAGACCCUGUUUGACAUGGUCGUGCCUAUGAUCUUGCGGCAGAGAGCAGAGGAGCUGUCGCAGACCGUGGACAUAACCAGUUACAAGCCGCCCAAACGGACCAGAUCUGGGUGCUGUGCCUGAGGCGCUGGGCAACCCUGACUCACGGCCUGUGUGCAUGGGAAGGGUCUGACCAGGCAAGCUGUGGUCUGAAGCACACAUGGGCAGAGCGCUGAAGAGCAAGGUGACAGUUGGUUACAAGAGAAGCUCCGUGUGGACAGAGCCUCUUCAGGCUCCUUUGGAAACUUGCAUCCCCUGCAAACCCUGUGGCAGCCAGGCCCUCGGCUGCUGCCCCACACGGGGCCUUCACAGUGACGUCCUGGGUGCCCUCCUGGUGCACCUGCCUGUCUCCGCCCUGGGCUGUUAGCACAUGGAGUCGCUUCUGUGUUUUUGUCACUCUAGAGUGCUGGUUUUCACUGUGAGUUCUCUGGUCUUCCCACUUGGAACUGUACCCAGACACAUUAUGGUAGUGAUUCUCACCAUGUUACUUUAUAUGAAAUCAGGAAAACUCUUUUUAUAUUGAUUGCAGCAUCGUAGCCUAUACAUAUUAUUAAAGAGGAUUUUGGGAAAAA